Molecule: messenger RNA, 1794 nt
Organism: Exophiala xenobiotica
Lineage: Eukaryota; Fungi; Ascomycota; Eurotiomycetes; Chaetothyriales; Herpotrichiellaceae
Exons: 6
Coding region: 1-1794 (597 amino acids)
Biological process (GO): carbohydrate metabolic process
Molecular function (GO): chitin binding; hydrolase activity, acting on carbon-nitrogen (but not peptide) bonds
Source: RefSeq, a predicted model, not a curated record
AUGAGAGAAAUGGCAGGUGCUGUACGAGCUUCCAGUUUUCUACUCCUUCUCGUCCACCAUCUUCUUUCUUCCUCUCUUUCAUACUCAAGACCCAUCACUCUCGUUCAGUCAUCACCACGCUUUCAUUUAGGACUUGAACCAUCAGUCUUCAUCAACAUCAAUACUCCUGCACCUUUUACCUGCUUCUCGUGGAGCGUGGUGCUUGGCUAUCCUCUCGUUUCCAUUCCCCGUCUGCAUCUGUACUUCGGCUCAGGACUCACUCACACCAUGCAUUCAAUUGUUGCACUCUUGCCACUCCUUCUGGCCCCUGCGGCCAAUGCUGCAGCCAUGCCACAGAUCUCGCCCACUACUGGCACCUCCAUGCAACGCCCGAUCGUCUUCCCCAGGCAAAGCAGUCCUGAAGACGUCAGAUGUGGUCCAAGCAUCGGACUGAGAUGUGAUGCAUCUGACCCCGGGAGCGGGUGGUGCUGUUCCAGUAGUGGAUACUGCGGCAACGGACCUGAAUACUGUGGGACAGGGUGCCAGGUGGCGUAUGGAAAAUGUGCCAUUGGAGAUCCUGAGAAUAGACCACCACCCACGUCAAUUGCAGCAAGACCAUCACCAACCGCAUUUCCGGGUCAACGCUGCGGUGCCGAGAAUGGCAACCUACAGUGUCCGGCCGGCCUUUGCUGCUCACAUGCUGGCUACUGUGGGUAUACCACUGAUUUUUGUUCCGUUCCUUGGAAUUGCCAACGGGAAUAUGGCUGGUGUGACUCUGCAGAAUCCCCCAAUGGCUACAACUUGGCCAAUGAGCCGCGGCCAAAGAUUGGCCAAGUGCCUUAUGGAACGUUGAUCACAACCUGCACAACUCCCAAUGCAAUUGCACUGACUUAUGACGAUGGUCCAUCAAACAACACCGAGAAGCUCCUGGAAAUUUUGAAAAAACACGACGCAAAAGCAACAUUCUUUGUGGCCGGCAUCACCAACGGAAAGGGCGAAAUCGAUCACGAAGAGAAAUGGGUCAAAACUAUCAGACGGAUGGUCAUGGAAGGACACCAAGUCGGAUCUCACACUUGGUCUCACGCGGAUAUCGAAAACAUGACUUCUCCAACUCGUAGAAGUGAGAUCGCCAAGAAUGAGAGAGCCAUGGUCAACAUCCUCAACAAGUAUCCGACGUACAUGAGACCACCGUACGUGAAGUGCUCAAAUACAACAAGCUGUCUGAGUGACGUGAACACAAUGGGAUACCAUGCUAUCUCAUACUCGUUGGACAGCACUGACUGGAUGCAUUCUGAUGACCUCAAUGCGAUGAAGGCAGCAUUUGAUGAUGCUUUGAACAAGACUGCCCCGGAUGGCAAUAUGCUCCUUAUCCAACAUGACACCAUUCGAACGUCAUCUAUCGACCUCACCAAUCAUGUUCUGGACGCAAUUAAACGCAGGGGAUGGAAAGCUGUCACAGUUAGAGACUGCCUCGAGGAUAACGCCGAAAACUGGUAUCGAAUGCCCGAAUGGACCACUCCAUCUUCAAUGGCCAAAGAUGGCUGUGUUGUCUCAGGCUCUGGCUUUUGCGGAAGAUUGGAUCUCUUCUCGAACCGCCUGGAAUGCUACAAGAGUGCGGAGAAAUGCUACAAGCAAACAGCAGAUUGCAAGAAUGCAAAGACCGACGACAAAGGGGACAAAAACACUCGGCCAUGCGAGCUGAUGGACAAGAUCUGCAAGGAUCAAACCCUCUUCUGCAAGUCUUGCGGGAAAUCAGCAACUGGGUCCAGUGCUUGUGAAACGAACAACUUCGACGUCGACAACCGCGUGCGAUGA